GAUGGCACCGUCUCCCCGGUGUGGACCAAGGAGAACAUGGACCUGCCGCCCGAUGUCCAGAGGUGGUGGAUGAUGCUUCAGCCACAGUUCAAGUCCCACAACACCCACGAGGUCCUGAGCAAGCUCUUCCAGAUUGUGCCGGGUGAAGAUCCCUACCGCUCCCACGACCCGCACCACUGCCGCCGCUGCGCCGUGGUUGGCAACUCGGGCAACCUGCGCGGCUCCGGUUACGGGCCAGAGAUCGACAGGCAUGACUUCAUCAUGCGGAUGAACCAGGCCCCCACGGUGGGUUUCGAGGACGAUGUGGGUGGUCGGACCACGCACCACUUCAUGUACCCCGAGAGUGCCAAGAACCUGCCCGCCAACGUCAGCUUUGUGCUGGUGCCCUUCAAAACCCUGGACCUGCUCUGGAUUGCCAGUGCCCUCUCCACCGGCCAGAUCAGGUUCACGUACGCACCUGUGAAGCCUUUUCUGCGGGUGGACAAAGAAAAGGUGCAGAUCUACAACCCUGCCUUCUUCAAGUACAUCCACGACCGCUGGACAGAGCACCACGGGCGCUACCCCUCCACCGGCAUGCUGGUGCUCUUCUUCGCCCUCCAUGUCUGCGACGAGGUGAACGUCUUCGGCUUUGGCGCUGACAGCCGGGGCAACUGGCACCACUACUGGGAGAACAACCGCUACGCUGGAGAGUUCAGGAAGACGGGGGUGCACGAUGCUGACUUUGAGGCGCACAUCAUUGACAUGCUGGCCAAAACCAGCAAA
This is a messenger RNA of Pelecanus crispus (Dalmatian pelican), 762 nucleotides long. It is a transcript of the gene ST3GAL2, whose product is annotated as ST3 beta-galactoside alpha-2,3-sialyltransferase 2. Gene Ontology annotation, molecular function: beta-galactoside (CMP) alpha-2,3-sialyltransferase activity. Gene Ontology annotation, cellular component: membrane. The record is from RefSeq and is a predicted model, not a curated record. Gene Ontology annotation, biological process: sialylation. NCBI's taxonomy places the organism in Eukaryota, Metazoa, Chordata, Aves, Pelecaniformes, Pelecanidae.